Messenger RNA from Penicillium bovifimosum, 1578 nucleotides. RefSeq lists its product as uncharacterized. The coding region runs from base 1 to 1578 and encodes 525 amino acids. The transcript has 2 exons. NCBI's taxonomy places the organism in Eukaryota, Fungi, Ascomycota, Eurotiomycetes, Eurotiales, Aspergillaceae. The record is from RefSeq and is a predicted model, not a curated record.
AUGAGUAUUGGGACCUACCAGUAUUUCGCCCAUGAGGUCUUCCAUGAAUUCUACCUCACUCUUACCUCCGAAGGUCUACGGGAAUUAGAGUACGUGGCCCAUGACGAGAUCUUCAGCCAACAUGUUGAAAGAUUGUGGAUUGUCCCCAGUCUUUUCAAAGCUGAAUAUACCUGGACACCUGAUGAGCCCAAGGGGACGAUUGAAAUGGAGGAGUCUUUCCAAUAUCAGCGGAAAUUUCAGCAAUUUCACCGAUUGAAGCGACGAAUGCGAGCGGAUCGACUCUCCGAAGGUGCCGUGAGAAGUCCAGCGUGCUCGACGAACAACCAAUUUCACCAGCUUUACCUUGCUUCGCGUUCAGACAUACCAAUAGAAGAUCGCUAUGUGAUCUACAAGGAUGCAGUAGUCGACCACUUCCAGGUUCUUUUAUCCUCUCCGGGGGAAACAAGCACAGACAAAAGUCGCCUCCAAGAUACCCUGGAGAAUUGUCUGCCUUUGCUUUCAAAUUUGCACACGAUAGGACUGAGAUACUAUCGUCCAGACGAUGUGAUGAGGGGAAUAAGUAGUUUGCAAAGACAACUUGGCGUCAAUCCGGUCGAUCCUUUCGAUCCUUGGGAAGGAUAUGGUAAGCCCUAUGCUGAACGCUGCAGUAUUCUUCGAGGCAGUUUAUUCCAGUCCCAUGUUUUCUCCACCCUUUUGGCAGCUGUCGGCACGACCCAUACUCGUAUCGCAGCGCUCGAGACUUGUGGCGGAAUGAUGGUGGAUGAUGGAUUAUCAGUCACACCAUCAGUGGAAGAAGCCUUGGUCCCAAUAUUUCAACAACUACAGCGCCUUCGGGUUUAUAUUUCGUCGGCCCAUACCCAAGACAGUGACCGGCAAAGUUUAUGCGAAGAUGAAGCAGAGGUCGCAUUUCUCCUGCAGCACUCAGCGAUCUGGGAGGAAAGGAAGAAUUGCCCCGAAAUAAAGAAGAACAGGCUGCUUCCUCUCCUUGCUAAGGCAGCUCCAGGAGUACAAAAUCUGGAUCUAACGAUGCAUCCCACUACAAGAGUAUCUUCGCUCUGUCAGGAGAAACAUGGUCUCGACCUGACAGAUGCACACUUCGACUGGAUCUCGCAACAUUUCAAGUUUUCUCGUCUAUCGGUCUUGUCGCUGAAAAGUAUCAUAACCACCGUUUCAUCCUUCAAGGCGUUCCUCAAAACGGCCUUACCCACGCUGGAACAUUUGACUCUCGACUAUAUCACUUGGACAAGUGAUCUCGAGAUCCCGUUAUUCUAUCGAGACGAAGGCGUGCGGGUCUGCCGAGAGGUGCUUACUUACCUACGUGAUCACUCCAGAGUACAAUGCCUUUCAAUCGGUACCUGGUCAUAUCACAAAUUCCCCAUCGAGGUGGCCGACCAUUUCCAUACUCCAUCACCUCCGCCCAUCCCAUCACCUCCGCCCAGACCACGACCUCGUCGAACCAUUCCUUACAGUUACUGGAAGCGUUAUGACCAAAGACAGGACGCGAUUUCCUUUGUAGAGUGGAUCGACCAACUCGUCGUCCGUGCAGACCGGCUCUCAUCAAUUCCACUACUUUACUAG